AUGCACACUUUCAUGAGAGUCGUCGUUGCUGCUCUAUUCCUAUCCCAGGCUUUGGCAGCCCCUACAACUCUCCUACGUGACAUCGAGACUCGCAAUGCGGGGCUAUCUAGUCGCGAUGAGCACGCUUGGGACCCCGCCCCCCGCGGGUUUAUUCCUAUUAACGGCCCAUCCGACUUUGGCCCAGGCCCCCAACCCGUCUCGACCAACAUACUCCCUGGGACUGGAAUGCGAGUCGAUAAACGCGGGCCGGUUCCCUCGGUAGCGGCGGGGCCGGUGGUUUCGGAGGUGGUGGUGGCUUCGGAUUGGGCUCAGGCGGUGGCACAGGGUUCGGAGGCUUCGGAGGGGGGCAUGGAGGUGGUGGCUUCGGAUCGGGCUCAGGCGGCGGCACAGGGUUCGGAGGUUUCGGAGGGGGGCAUGGAGGUGGUGGCUUCGGGUCAGGCUCAGCCGGUGGCACAGGGUUCGGAGGUUUCGGAGGCGGUCAAACGACCGUUCACAUAUGACCAGAAGGCUGCUUUACAGCCAUGA
Molecule: messenger RNA, 525 nt
Organism: Cantharellus anzutake
Lineage: Eukaryota; Fungi; Basidiomycota; Agaricomycetes; Cantharellales; Hydnaceae
Exons: 4
Coding region: 1-525 (174 amino acids)
Source: RefSeq, a predicted model, not a curated record